Jatropha curcas is the source of this 1710-nucleotide messenger RNA. NCBI's taxonomy places the organism in Eukaryota, Viridiplantae, Streptophyta, Magnoliopsida, Malpighiales, Euphorbiaceae. The record is from RefSeq and is a predicted model, not a curated record.
UAGGGUUCGGAUUCAGGUUAUAAACGAGUUCGGGUUUCACGGAUUGAAUGAAUUUUUUAUUAAACGGGUAUUUAAAUUGUUUCGGGUAGUAUGCGGGUAACUCUAAACGGAUUUGGGACGGAUUCGAGUACUUAAAUUAACAAGCGGUUCGGGUAGUUUAUUUCUAGCAGGUACCCGUCUUGCUGCCAUCUCUAGAGCUACUACUCAUUCAUACAGAGACGCAAGCAAAGAAUCCAAAAAACGGUGCGUCAAAAGGAGUAGGCCCACGUAAAAGCUUGAAUCCUGUUUGCGGGACCCGGACUUUCCAAGAUUGAUCCAUCCCGGGAAAUCACUUCGAGAGUUUGGCGUCGGCAACCUGGUCAACGUCUGGUCAGAGUGCCCCCAAUCCCCGAGCGUGCUCCGGUUAAUUCUGUGGUCAGUUUAAGUUCACAUGAUUCGGUUCCUGAUUUAGAUCCAGUUGUAAUUGAGAUGGCUGACAAUACUGCAAAUGAGAUUGGUUUUUCUCCGGCCCAGUUAAGGACCAUAGCUGAUAUAAUAGCCGCUGCUUUGGCUCAGGAGAGGGCACAGAAUCAGGUCCCUCCCUCUUCAAGUAACCAAACAUUUUCCCCUGUAGUUAAGGAAAGGGAGACUCCAGAACACGCUUUGGGCAAUCAAGCAUCAGUUGACAAUGUUAGUCCGACUAAGAAUGAGCUGAUUAAGCAAAUAGCAGAACUGAAGGAUAAGGUGGAGAGGAUAUCUGUUUCGAAAGAGAAGGACCCAGUCACCAAUUUACCCAGUCCCACCUCACCAAUUUCCAUGUGGCUGAAUAUGUCCUGAAGCCUACGAACUCUACUUCAUCCAAGACCUUCAAACACACCUUAUUUGAAGGAGACAAUGACGCGCGGUCCCAUUUGUCUGAAUUCAUUCGGGUUGCCCAAAUGAACCGAUAUAAUGAGGAGGAUGUGUUACUGGCAUUUCCUCAAACACUGCACAAGAGCUAUCGGAGAUGGUAUGACGGUUUGGAGAUGGAAGUACAAAGAAAUUGGGUCAAGCUACAGACUGCUUUUCUCAAACACUUCAAAAUAGAUGACAGUGAUGAAUUUGGCCUUCGUGAUUUGGAGAGCUUGAGGGAGGCAAGAGAAGGAUGAAAGCUUAUCUGAUUAUUACAAGAGAUGGAGGACAAAGUUGUUCAUGGACCAGACAAGGCCAAAGGACCAAGAGCUUAUCAGGAUUUUCAAUCGAAGCUUGUUGCCUUACUUCAAGGAGAGGAUGCUGGUCCAACCUCUCAUUGACUUUUCCCUAGUACAAAGGGCUGGGUUGAAUAUUGAAGAGCUUUACAAAGAAGAGAAGAAGAAAAGCCGGGGGUUUGGUAACUAUCGGUCCUCCUACAGUGAUUCCUACAGUGAUCAAAGUAGAAAUGCUAGAAAUGCUGCUAUGAACCAGUCGGGGAGUAGUAAUACAGUUGGAGCUGUUAACGAGAAAGUGAGAAGGGAGUUCACCGAUUUGGGCAGACCCUUAAGCACAGUCAUGAGAUCCUGCAUCAAGAAUGGCGUGCUAUCCAAAUUACCAGUUAAUCCAUCUAAGCCUAUUCGGGGUAGGCUUUUGGAUCGGAACUGUGAGUAUCACCAGUGUAAAGGUCAUUCUACUGAUGAUUGCUUCAAGCUUAGGCACGAUAUACAGAAUUUAAUAGACAGUGGGAAGAUUCAUGGGAAGAUUACCAAGCCCUUCUGA